Molecule: messenger RNA, 2088 nt
Organism: Pogona vitticeps (central bearded dragon)
Lineage: Eukaryota; Metazoa; Chordata; Lepidosauria; Squamata; Agamidae
Source: RefSeq, a predicted model, not a curated record
CCCCCCCCUCGCGCUCUCCCUCUGCCUGAGCCGUUCCUCUCGAGCAGGCCCAUGCCACCCCGGUCGUUGCUUCCGACCAACCGAUCAGAUCAACAGCUAACCUUUUCGCAGCCGGGCCGCCGCUGCCUGCCCUCGGCUGCGGCACGCUGGCCCAGCAGGAUGGUGAGGCUCCGUGUCUCCAGCACCACCGUGGCCAUCCUGCUGGCGAUUCAGACUGGCUUCUUAUUGUUCCUGUACGCUCACCAUGGCAGCUUCUUGUCCCCGUCUGCGGAGAAGCCGGCCCGGGUGCACGUCCUCAUCAUCUCCUCGUGGAGGUCGGGGUCCUCCUUCGUCGGCCAGCUCUUCAGCCAGCAUCCCGACGUCUUCUAUCUGAUGGAGCCCGCCUGGCACGUGUGGGGGACCAUGUACCAGAACAGCGCCCGGGUCUUGCACAUGGCCGUUCGGGACCUUGUCCGCUCUGUCUUCAAGUGUGACAUGUCCGUCUUUGACGCCUACAUGCCUUGGAAGAGGAACUUGUCUGAUCUCUUCCAGUGGGCCGUGAGCCGGGCGCUGUGCACCAAGCCGGCUUGCGAGUACUUUGAGCGCACGGAGAUCACCAGUGAAAGAUCCUGCAAGACUCUUUGCGGUAAGUACCCCUUUAGCAACGUGGAAGAGGCCUGCAAGACCUACAGCCACGUCGUCCUGAAAGAGGUCCGCUUCUUUGACCUCCGCGUCCUCUACCCUCUUCUUACUGACCCCACCUUGAACCUCAAAAUCAUCCACCUGGUCCGUGACCCCAGGGCCGUGGUGAAGUCCCGGGAACAAACGGUGAAAGCCCUUACCCGGGACAACGGGAUCGUCUUGAACACAAACGGCACGAAAGUGGACGACAGCCAGUACAAAGUCAUGCAGGAGAUCUGCCGGAGCCACAUCCAAAUUUACGAAACAGCUACUCUCAAACCCCCGGAGUUCCUGAAAGACCGCUACCUGAUGAUCCGGUUCGAAGAUCUAGUCCGAGAUCCCUUAGCAGAAAUCUCGGCCAUGUAUCGAUUUACGGAUCUCCAGCUGACUGGCAAACUCGAAAACUGGAUCUAUAAUAUCACGCACGGACAAGGACCGAGCAGGAGGAAAGAGGCCUUUCAGAUUACCUCCCGGAACGCGGUCAAUGUCUCCCAGGCAUGGAGGGACCUUCUCCCGUUUGAGAAAGUCAAAAAAGUCCAGGAUGUUUGCAAAGGUGCUUUAAAUAUCCUUGGCUACCAGCUUGUAGAUUCUGAGAAAGAGCAGAAGGAUUUGUCUGUAGAAUUAGUGCUGCCUUAUCGGAGGAACCAAUUCAGCUGGGUAUCGUUUGGUGACGAGUAGGCAGAACGUCACACCGAACUGGGAAAGACUUGCUUUGCAAGUUGCGUCUAGCGCUUCUAGGAAGUGUUGCACAUCCUUUGCCACUACUGGAAGGAAAAAGAACCAAGAGCUUGUCCUGUCUCCUUUUAUACUUUUAUAUACAAGUUUGAUAUGACUUUAACUGCCAAGGCUCUAUCCGACAGAAAGCUGGCCAUUACAUUUUGGGAAAAAUAAAUACUGAGAAUUCUCUGUGGCGGUUCACAGGAGAGUCGAGAGCUCUCCAGUGGAGAAUGACAAGUGUCUCACUAAAUUAUAUAUCCCCGAAUUCCAGAGCAUGGCAUUAAAGCGGUUUCAGACUGCUGUAAUGGCUCCAUGUAGAUGCACUCUGUGUUUGCAGGUAUUGCAGCCUGGAUCAAGUAACCUCACGGCAGGACGAUAUCUGUAGCUUUCAAGAGAGGAAGGGAGGCGUUCCUUCCGCCUUUUUCAUUAGUCGCAAUGCACGGCAUCCAGAAACAGGCUUUUAUUCUGCGCCAUGUUCCAACCCACAAGACUCUUCUGAGAGAAAAGGACAAAUGUUGCAAUGUUGUGGUAUAUUGUUAUUUGCAUUCUUGAAAUGUUUUUGUCUGUAUUUUUUUUUAAAAAAAGGUCAGCCUCAAUAUUGUCAAACAAAGGACCACAGAAUUGCCGAUCAUGGCAAGAAUGGCGGUCUUGUGGUCCUCUAGAUCAGUGGUCCCCAACCUUUGGGCCUCCAGAUGUUAUUGAACUACAACU